AUGAAACUCAGAGCGGAAAUGUUAUUGAUAAAAAAUCUUAUGUUACGUAGGACACAACUUUAUUCAACACGCAUCGGCAGCAUCUACCAUGCCAAUGGAACUAGAUACAACAUUGUAAAUGUUGUUAUACAUGAGGGAUACGAAGAUCCUUUAGUUUAUGAUGACAUCGCAAUGCUUACGCUCGACAGGGAAGUACGGUUUCCUGGGUUCUAUCCAGUUUGUCUGCCGUUCGAACAGUCGUCCAGACAUGACUUGGAAAAGAAAUUUCUCACUGUUACAGGAUGGGGACAUGAUAGAGAAGAUGGCGAGUCGAGUCCAGUGUUGAUGCGACUGGGUUCUCUACCAGUGAUUAAAAACAGAGAAUGCAACAAGAUAUACAGUGCACCUUCAUUCAGGAAUAAAAUUUCCAGAGGUAUCACACCUGGUAUCUUGUGUGCCGGAUUUCGUGAGGGUGGAAAAGACAGCUGCCAUGGAGACUCUGGUGGUCCACUCAUGAUUAUUGAUAAUGGUCAUUGGACGGUAGUGGGCAUUGUGGGAUUUGGAUCCGGUUGCGGGAAACAAGGAUUUGUUGCAGGAUACACACGAUUGUCUUUUUACAUGAACUGGAUUCGGAGCAAAAUAAGAAAUAUGUGGACUUGUGUUCGAUUUUUCAUUACCGUACUGCUGUUGGUUGAAGAUGCUCUCAGCCAAACUUGCGGUGCUUCUCCAGCAGCGAAUAGCUUUGGCGCAUUUAUCAUGAAUGGAGAAAAAGUGGAACCUGGUGACUUUCCUUGGAUGGUAGCUCUGAUGAAGAAUGAAGCAUUUACGUGCACGGCCUUUAUGAUCGACAGUCGACACGUCUUAUCGGCGGCUCACUGUUUUGAUGGUAAUAAUCCCAACCCAAGGGAUUACUCCGCAAGUAUUGGCAGCAUCUACUAUGCCAAUGGAACUAGAUAUGGCGUCAUAAAUAUUGCCCUUCAUGAGGGAUACCAGAGUGGUUUCUUUUACGAUGAUAUUGCAAUGCUUACGCUCGAUAGAGAAGUACAUUUUCCUGGGUUUUAUCCGCUUUGUCUGCCAUUCGAACAGACGUCCAGACAUAAUUUGGAAGUUAGAGGCGCAACUGUCGUUGGAUGGGGAGCCACAAUGUUUGAUGGACCUGCAAGUCCAGUGUUGAUGCGACUGUCUUCCAUUCCAGUGACUUUCAACAGAGAAUGUGAUAAGGUAUUUCGACAGCUGGGUGUGUUACAGAAUGAACUUCACAGAGGCAUCACACAUGGUAUCUUGUGUGCCGGAUUUCCUGAGGGAGGUAAAGACAGUUGCCAAGGAGAUUCUGGUGGUCCACUCAUGGUCCGUGACAAUGGUCAUUGGACAGUGGUAGGGAUCGUAUCAUUCGGGUUUCAGUGCGGUGUCCCAGGAUUAGCUGCAGGAUAUACGCGAGUUUCCUUCUAUAUGAACUGGAUUCGGAUGAAAAUGCGGUCGUGAAUCCAUUGCAUGUCAGGAGAGCCUGUCCUGUGAAAGAGUUUGGCAGUGAAGAUUACAUCAAGAUCUCCGUAUAUGGUAAACUCGCCAUGUUAUUCUCAUACUUCAAAAUAAAU
Molecule: messenger RNA, 1574 nt
Organism: Uloborus diversus
Lineage: Eukaryota; Metazoa; Arthropoda; Arachnida; Araneae; Uloboridae
Product: clotting factor G beta subunit-like
Exons: 9
Coding region: 1-1461 (486 amino acids)
Biological process (GO): proteolysis
Molecular function (GO): serine-type endopeptidase activity
Source: RefSeq, a predicted model, not a curated record